This is a messenger RNA of Dromaius novaehollandiae (emu), 4811 nucleotides long. Its product is annotated as cadherin-1-like. Gene Ontology annotation, cellular component: apical junction complex; adherens junction; plasma membrane. NCBI's taxonomy places the organism in Eukaryota, Metazoa, Chordata, Aves, Casuariiformes, Dromaiidae. Gene Ontology annotation, molecular function: cadherin binding; calcium ion binding. Gene Ontology annotation, biological process: adherens junction organization; multicellular organism development; calcium-dependent cell-cell adhesion. The transcript is spliced from 4 exons. The record is from RefSeq and is a predicted model, not a curated record. Bases 1 to 729 code for a protein of 242 amino acids.
AUGCCGUCGGGGAGCGGCGGCGGCGGCGGCGGCUCUGCCCUCGGGCCCCCCCAUGUCCCCGCCAGGGCUGAGCCCGUUGCGCCCCCGCGGCGCCGCCCCGCCAGCCCCGGCGUCCGCGACGGGCGCCCCACGGGUGGGCACCCACGGCGUCACUCGCCCAGCACCUCCCCGGGGCGAGGUCUGUCACCAAGGGGCCGGUGCCCGCCCGGGGAUGGGGGCCGCGGUGCCCGUGGCUUGGAGGAGGCCGGAGCCCCGGGGCAAAGCCAGAUCAAGUCCAACAAGGACAAGGAGACCAAGGUCUUCUACAGCAUCACGGGGCAGGGGGCGGACUCCCCCCCGGUGGGCGUCUUCACCAUCGAGCGGGAGACGGGGUGGCUGGAGGUGACGAAGCCGCUGGACAGGGAGGAGAUCGACAGGUACAUGCUCUUCUCCCACGCCGUGUCGGCCAACGGGCAGCCCGUGGAGGACCCCAUGGAGAUCCUCAUCACGGUGACGGACCAGAACGACAACCGGCCCGUGUUCACCAAGCAGGUCUUCGUCGGCUACAUCGAGGAGGGCGCGAAGCCGGGUACGCGGGCUGCACCGGGGGGACCGGCGAGACGCGGGGCCCCGCGGCCCGGCCGGGCAGGACGCGUGGGGACGCCAGCCGGAGCUGAGCAGACCCCUGGCAGGGUUGGCCCCGCAAGCGAAACCUCUUCUGCUCGUCCCCGCGCCCAGGUACCUCCGUGACGACGGUGAACGCCACGGACGUGGACGACGGGGUGAACAUGGACGACGGGGUGAACGUGGACAAUGGCAUCAUCAACUACUCCAUCCUCAGCCAGCGUGCCCCGGCGUGCAGGGCCGUGGGCCGGUGCUGGAGCAGCACAGGUGCCCGUGGGCCGGGCUGCUCCUCUGCACCACAAGCCGUCCCGGCUGCCGGAGGGGGACGGCGGGGCCGAGCCCCCCUCGCUCACCCCGCGCUCGCCGCAGGUACCAGCUGGGCAGCGACCCCGCGGGGUGGCUGGCCAUCGACCCCCAAGAACGGCACCGUCAGGGCCGCCCGGGCCCUGGACCGGGAGUCGGUGCACGCCCCGAACAGCACCUACAAGGCCGUCGUGCUGGCCGAGGGUGUCCCCCGGCCCGGGACCCCAGGCCUGGCUCUCAGCCCCGUCUCUCCCGCCUCAGACGUGCUGGUCCUCAAGCUGGUGAAGGAGCUGGAGCCGGGGGAGCACCAGAUCAAGGCAAGGCAGCUUCUCGCGGCAGGCGGCCCCUGAGGACACCCUGGAGAUCGGGGCUGCCAAUGUGCACGGGGACGGGCUCGAGGCCACCACCGCUGCCAUCAGCAAGGCACCGCUCUCCGCGCUAAGGCCUGGCUGCAGGCAGGAGGACGACGCUGCUCUAGACCCUGAAGACUUGCUGGGGGCUGUUUAAUGGCGCAGAGCACGAACAGGCAGAGCCCAGCCCUGCUGCCUGCCCAGCACCGCGGGCCCCCGCAGCCCAGGGCCCCCCGCGCUCGCAGGGCGCCUGACCGGAGACGACGCACACACGUGUGCUCGCGGGCGUCACGUGGGCGCAGCCACGAGUCCCGCGGGGCCCUGCCCCACCGUCUGCCCCAGCGCAGGCAGCUCCAGCGGCUUGAAGCCCAGGCUGUCCGGAGGGAUGCCAAAGGCCGUCAGCUUUGCCGUGAACGUCUGCAGCAGGUCGUUGUGCGCCUGGAAGAGAAGUGCCCCAAGUUCUGGGCUGCCCCCCCGAAGCCCAGCUCCAGGCCAACCUGCCCCCCCGCCGCCACCUGAGCACAGGCUCCCCGCAGCCCCCUGCACGGGGCGGGAGGAUCAGGCCCUCCUUCGCCGGGGAACCGGGAGAGCUGCAGCCUGGGCAGGCAGAAGGGCCGUUAAAGAGGCAGGCACGGAGCAGCUUAGCCGACCUGCUGCAAGUUCCCCUCCCUCCCUACAACGCCCGGAGCGGAAGGUCUCGUUUUCACUCCUCCAAACCGCAGUGAGCACAGGACAGGCCCCAGCCCUGGCCGGGCAGGACAAGGCCGCCCCGGCCCCCUUCCCUCACCUUGCAGACUCGCGCCAGCUCGAACUGCAGGUCCUUGAUGGUGGUGUUCUUGGAAUCGAGCACGUCCUGCGAAGGGAGGCGGCACGUCAGCAUCGGCACCGAAGGCGCAGUCAGGCCAGGCUGCGCAGCAGCUGCGGCUCACGGAGGAGCUGCCGUGCAGCGUCCCGGCUGGCACCGCAACCCGGCUCCCACGGCGCAGCUCCGGCAGGGUCUGCCCCGCUCUGAGCAAGCCAGCCCCCGGCGGAGGUGACAGACAGGGACCUUGCAGGUUAACAAUAAGGGUCCGUGGAGCACAGGGGCACUGAACAGUAGUUUCCAGACAAGCAGGCCCCAUUUUCCACCCCAUGCUCCUCCCUGCAGACCCACAGCACCAGAAGAGCCAGCGUUGCGCUACAUCAUCCGCCCUGCUGCGAGGGGGACGGAUGGCAGCACCUGCUCUCGGCAGCACCUCCCUGACGUGGCGGCACCGGGGGAAUUACGGGGAGAGAGUCUCCCCGAGAAGACGCCAGCCACUAGAGGCAGCUGAGCAAAAGAAUUCAGGGAGCCCAGCAGCUGCAGGCAGCAUUGACGCCUUGUCGCCUUCCCAGGAAUGUGUUUUCCGAUCUGCUGCUGUGGCACCUGCCGCUCACCCGCUAGGUGACACAUCCGCUGCCCUGUCCCGAGAACAGGGCGCCUCGGGCUGGCUGGCCCGUUCAUCCCAAGGCGCCCUGGCACGAGCACAUCCGCGGGCCCCAUCGGCGCUCCACCGCGGAGGGCACCUGGAACGAGCGCGCCGGUGCGGGACGAGCAGGAGGGCACCAGAGAGCUGGUGGCUGAGCUGAGCGUGGAACAAAUCCCUCGUGUCUCAAGCUGAUACGAAGCAAGUGCUGCUUCUCCAGUUACUGCUGCUGCAGGCUCCAGGAAUGUGGGACUCAUCCUUCGCCACCACGCCAGAGGCUUUCCGCAUAAGUAUUUUUAGCGUGCCAGACAUUGCAGAGCCUCUGGGAACCAGUCUACGCUGCUUCUGCAGCCGGUGAGACCAGGAGAGGAGCGCCGGCGAGGUUCACCAGCUGCGACUCCCCAGGUGCAGAGCACCCAGGCACGGUGCUCCCUGCAGCCUACCUGCCCCAGCGAACUCGACCCAGCAGCCCCGGGGAGAUGGAGCCCGCGUCUGAGCGCCGCCUGCGCUGAGGCCUGGCUCCGAGGCCUCCCUCUCCGGAGGGAGAGCCAGCGCGCCUGCAGUGCCACGCGCAGCCUGGGCCCCCGCAGCGCUGGGGACAGGCGUGACAGCCCGAGCCCUGCCCUUCGCAUGGCCCGUCCGACCAGGGAGCGGGCUGAGCGCUCACCGCAGCAUCCCCGUUCUGCGGACUCCCCGUACAGGUGGAUAUCUGCAGUGCGGGGAGGAUGGGGACCCCGUUUCCUACCACGCAGCCCGGCUCUGCCCCGAAAGCCCAGACCCAGGCACCCCAGGUCCCAGCCACGCUCACACAGUCUGAGGUCUGUGUUUACCCCAGGCUCUGGCCCAGACCAGCCUCUGCUCCCCACAAAACCACCCCGAUGUGGGUGGGGGGCAGUUUUUGCAGUGUCCCGUAAUGGUGAACAGUACCUCCAGCUUGCGUGAGACCAAGGAGAGGGCGCUCGGGUCGAGGUUGGAGGCUGCGAGGACCUCGUUGAGCUCCACCUCCCUCUUCUCCAGGAUGCUGAAGAGCCCUUUCAGCUUGCGCUCCAGGAGCAGGUUCUUGAAUCCGGUCUUCUGCUGCACCUCAGUAAUGGCUUUGGUGAACUUCUGGUAGAGCUCGUCUCGCUCUGCCUGCACCUGCUCCCGGACACGACACAGCCACACUGCCCUCAGGACCACCGUGCUGGCAGCCACCCGGGGCAGGGAGGUCCAGCAGCCUGGCCCUGCCUGCUCCCGUGACAGCCAGGCCAUUCCCCCAGCACCUGCAACCCGGGGGACACGGGCGCAGGAGUGCGGCUUCCCUCUGCGGCUAGCACCUCCUCAGCACCUGCGCUUCCACCUCCUCCACUACCCGUAACAGCAGAAACCCACCAGCUGCCCAAAUAGCAGUGCCCCCCCGACACAACCUCUGCUGUCCAAAUGUUUCCCCUUCCAUUCCCCGCACUCUAGCUGCUCUGCACCCAAGCUCCUGCCCUAGGGCUCUGCGCCCACCCAGCUACCUCUCCUCCAAAAGGGCUCAGCUGUCUGUGAAGCCUCUCCCACCUUCAAGGCCCAGCAGGAAGCAAAUAGCCACCCCAUCCUCCCAGCAGCGGUGCAGAGAGGGGCCCUGCUUCCCCCAGCCCAGCCCAGCCGGCGGUAGGACCAGCAGUCCCCACUCCAAGCGCGUGGGGCUGCGGUGACACGCGGAGCCACAAGCCCCCCAACCCAGACCACACCUGGCUCCUCCCUGGCAGCAGGGCAGCAGCGACGGGCUCGCGGGGUUACAAGCCCUGCCUGGGAGUCGCUCAGGGAAGCCUUUUCGGUGCUGCGGGCUCCUGAGGACGGCUCGGAGCAGGCCACUCGGGACGGUCACAGUGCUCUGGGUCUGAGGCACUAUUUCAGACCUCCGAGAGAGGCCCACAGCACACGGGGUCUCUCCUUUCCUCCUGGCAGCUGGUGGGACUGGCAGGAGACCCUGGCUCACAGCUAGUUAAUAAGUGUCCUAAUUAGGAUCUUUCCGCCAAAGCCUAUUUCUGAAUGCACUGAAUAUGUUGCUGCCUUAAUGAUGGAUUGUUAACGAGGCCUCAGAUCAAUGUUCGUAUUCCUGGGGAUUUCUACGAAUUGCAAAUGA